This is a messenger RNA of Quercus lobata, 390 nucleotides long. RefSeq lists its product as uncharacterized. Bases 1 to 390 code for a protein of 129 amino acids. NCBI's taxonomy places the organism in Eukaryota, Viridiplantae, Streptophyta, Magnoliopsida, Fagales, Fagaceae. The transcript has a single exon. The record is from RefSeq and is a predicted model, not a curated record.
AUGGCUGGGACCAUACAGCCUCAUGAGGAUGCUUUGGUGGUAACGUUGAGGAUUAGCGGGUACGAUGUCAGAAGAGUGAUGGUUGAUCAGGGAAGCGCUGUGGAUGUGAUGUAUCCAGAUUUGUACAGGGGGCUAGGUUUGAAACCAGAGGACUUAACAGCCUAUAAUUGUCCUCUAGUAAGCUUUGAGGGAAGGUUGGUCACUCCCAAGGGGCUAAUCAGGCUGCCCGUGCAGUCAGGUACGGAUAUGGUGGAGGUGGACUUUAUUGUUGUAGAUGUUUUUUCUCCAUACACGGCUAUUGUGGGCAGACCUUGGCUUCACACCCUUAAACCAGUUUCGUCCACUCUACAUCAGAAGGUGAAGUACCCAUCCGGAGACCAAGUGUUGUAA